Talpa occidentalis (Iberian mole) is the source of this 1752-nucleotide messenger RNA. It is a transcript of the gene KREMEN2, whose product is annotated as kringle containing transmembrane protein 2. The record is from RefSeq and is a predicted model, not a curated record. Lineage: Eukaryota; Metazoa; Chordata; Mammalia; Eulipotyphla; Talpidae. Gene Ontology annotation, cellular component: plasma membrane. Gene Ontology annotation, biological process: Wnt signaling pathway; multicellular organism development. Bases 1 to 1461 code for a protein of 486 amino acids. The transcript is spliced from 8 exons.
AUGGGCGCGCGCGCCCUGCGGGGCCUCCUGCUCCUGCUCCCGCUGCUGCCGCCGCGCGGGGCCUCUGCGGGGAGCCUGCUCAGCCCAGGCCUGUCCGAGUGCUUCCAGGUGAACGGAGCCGACUACCGCGGCCGCCAGAACCGCACGGGCCCGCGCGGCGCGGGCCGCCCCUGCCUCUUCUGGGACCAGACGCAGCAGCACAGCUACAGCAGCGCCUCGGACCCCCAGGGCCGCUGGGGGCUGGGCGCGCACAACUUCUGCCGGAACCCAGACGGCGACGUGCAGCCCUGGUGCUACGUGGCCGAGUCCGAGGAGGGCAUCUACUGGCGCUACUGCGACAUCCCCACGUGCCACAUGCCCGGGUAUCUGGGCUGCUUCGUGGACUCGGGGGCACCCCCGGCGCUCAGCGGCCCCAGCGGCACCUCCACCAAGCUCACGGUCCAGGUGUGCCUGCGCUUCUGCCGCAUGAAGGGCUAUCAGCUGGCGGGCGUGGAGGCCGGCUACGCCUGCUUCUGUGGCUCCGAGAGCGACCUGGCCCGGGGGCGCGCGGCCCCGGCCACCGACUGUGACCAGAUCUGCUUCGGCCACCCGGGCCAGCUGUGCGGCGGCGACGGGCGCCUGGGCGUCUACGAGGUGUCCGUGGGCUCCUGCCAGGGGAACUGGACCGCCCCGCAGGGCGUCAUCUACUCCCCGGACUUCCCGGAUGAGUACGGGCCGGACCGGAACUGCAGCUGGGCUCUGGGCCCGCCCGGCGCCGCGCUGGAGCUCACCUUCCGCCUCUUCGAGCUGGCCGACCCGCGCGACCGCCUGGAGCUGCGCGACGCCGCCUCGGGGGGCCUCCUCCGCGCCUUCGACGGCGCCCGCCCGCCGCCGCCCGGGCCGCUGCGCCUGCGCCCCGCCGCGCUGCUGCUCACCUUCCGCAGCGACGCGCGCGGCCACGCGCAGGGCUUCGCGCUCACCUACCGCGGGCUGCAGGACGCCGCCGAAGACAGGGCGCCGCCCAGGGGCUCGGCCCGCACCCCGGACGCGCCCCCCGACGGGGCCAACGCGAGCUGCAGUCCCCGGCCGGGGGCUCCCGAGGCUGCGAUGGGGGGUGAGGCGGGCGCGAGCGGGAGGCGGCUGCGGAGCGUCUCCUUGCCACCCGCUGUUCUCACUGCCCGUGUGCCCGCAGCUCGCGUCUUCUCGACGGUGACGGCCGUGUCGGUGCUGCUGCUGCUGCUGCUGUCGCUGCUGCGCCUGCUGCGCCGACGGAGCUGUCUGCUGGCUCCAAGAAAAGGGCCCCCGGCGUUGGGGCCUUCCCGGGGCCCUGGGAGAAGCUGGGCUGUGUGGUAUCGCCGGCCUCGAGGGGUGGCCCUGCCCUGCCCCCCCGGGGACCCCCAGGCUGAGGGUCUAGCCACAAGUUACCGGCCCCUGAGCGCCUCCAGCCAGAGCUCCCUGCGCUCCCUCAUCUCUGCUCUCUGAUUCGGGAACCCCAGGGUUCACUGGACCCUCCACCGGCAGGACGGACACCUGAGAGCCAAGUCGCACUCACCCGUGGCCCUCCGCCCCACCGGGCAGCUCGGCCUCUGGCCGCCUCUCGGAGGCCAGACCGCGGCAGGUGCAUCUGGAGCUGUCACGGGAACUUGAUCUGCCCCUCAGAGCCCCAAGGCCAAGGCCGAAGGGCAAGAGGACGCUGGCUCCCCUCCCAGACCUUGACGUGGUGUCUUCGACUUCAGGGGCCUUUGAAGCCCGCUCGGGCGGGUCUGGGCCGCU